AUGUGUCGCUGUCCCGAUUUGGGGAGUGUGUUACUUUUCGUAUACACUGCCUAUGCCCGUAAUAAGCAAGCGAGCGCACAGUCGAGACGAAGACCGUUGACGUACACCAUCUGCGAUGGAUGGGAUGGAGCGAAGUGGGAAGCUCGCAACAGGCCUAGGCGAUCCACGCCUCUGCGUAAGGAAGGUGCAUCUGAGGGAUCAGAGAUGAGCGUGACGAUUGAGAGGGAUCGUCAAGGAGACGAUUCGGAAAAACAAGGGCUCACAGGUGCUACCAAGAAUGAACUGAAGACCCCCAUUUUGGGUAGGGAGCUCGAACUGCGCCUAGGCGACCAAGACCCUUUUAACGGUGACGACGCGCCCCUGGAAACCAUGCUCAUGAUUGAAGGCGACGCGAUAUUCGUCGUUUGA
Molecule: messenger RNA, 408 nt
Organism: Laccaria bicolor S238N-H82
Lineage: Eukaryota; Fungi; Basidiomycota; Agaricomycetes; Agaricales; Hydnangiaceae
Exons: 4
Coding region: 1-408 (135 amino acids)
Source: RefSeq, a predicted model, not a curated record